UUGUGGAAACCUACUGGAAUGUCAUCACGUCUGUCUGUUUGUCAGUGUAUCCUUAUAGUCGUUUUGCUUCUGUCCACUUCGGGUGUUUUGAAACAUUGUGUAUACGUAAUUUCAAAUUUAUCUUUAUGUUAUCUUGCAGGUCUACUUUUUGUUGUAGAAUGCUGGGCAGUGGUCCGAAAACGUAUCAUUGUUGUUUAUGUAGAAAGAAAACAAAACCAAAUGACAGAAAAAAAUGCACAUCAUCAGAAAUAAGGAAAAUUUUAAGAAGGAAUUCAUGCUAGAUGCAACACCGAGUGACAUUUUGUGUAACAAGUGUCGACAUCUUUAUUAUAAUGCAAAAGAGAAAACAAAAGCUACCACAAAUGUAAAAGUCACUGGAGAUCAGUUUUGCCCAAAGUCACAGACAGAAACAAACACCAUCAGUGAAAUUAAACAUCAAAAGUACAUCUAAGAGUCAUGCUUAUUGUUGCUUGUGUAAAAAACCAGGACCAAAAUUAGUAGUUGUCCCACCUUCUGCAAGAUUCUCCGCAUUUAUGUCUAAUGAAGUUUUAAUUCCUGAAGGUAACUGCUGCUGUCCUGCACAUAUAAGGAAUGGUUACUUAUCAGAAGAAUCUUUCGCUAAAAUACAAACAACAGAUCUCACCUACAUGAACAGAAGUGAUAUCUUAGACUUACUGACACGUGUCCGGCAGUAUGCGUUAAAUAGCGAUGCUAAACGCAUUGAUUUUGAUGGUAAAACUCUUAGAGAUGAGGAUUAUAUAAACCUAACCGGUUUGCAUUGUUCAGAAUUUGAUUCCCUAUGUGAACAUAUACAGGAUUCUGUCCGUAAUACACCAGCUCGAACAAUGAGAAUGUCGUUAGGAAUUUUUCUGAUGAAACUGAAGUCUGGCCUGCCGAAUAAAGUCUUAUCAACAGUAUUUAACAUUACAAAAUCAAGUAUUCGCAGAGCAAUAUCAUCUGUUACAAAGGCACUGUAUACACAUUUUGUACCUGAAUAUCUUGGAUUACAACAUAUAUCUCGUAAAGAUGUAAAUAAGGACCACACUAGGCCUUUGGCACAAUCAUUACUUGGGAACAAUACUGGGAAUCAACCUAUUCUUGUUCUGGAUGGGACUUAUAUUUACAUCCAAAAAAGUAACAAUUUUAGCUUUCAAAGGAGGUCGUACAGCAUGCACAAAGGAAGACCGCUGGUGAAACUGAUGGUGGUUGUGACUACAGAUGGAUACUUCUUGACAAUUUGUGGACGGUAUUUUGCUGAUGCCAAAAAUAAUGAUGCAUCAAUUUUAAAACAUAUGCUCAAAUCAAACAUAGAGGACAUCAAAGCAUGGGUAGAAAAAGAUGAUGUAUUCGUGGUAGAUAGAGGAUUUCGCGACUCAAUUGAGGCUCUAGAAGAGCUUGGCAUCCAAGCAGAAAUGCCACACUUCAUGAAGAAAGGCGAAAAACAGAUGACAACUGAGGAUGCAAAUGACAGUAGAUUAGUUACCAAGAUCAGAUGGGUUGUCGAAUCAGCUAAUGCAAGGAUUAAGCAAUGGAGAUAUCUAGACAAUGUCCUACCAACCAAUCAAAUACCCCAUAUUGGGGAAUAUGUUUGCAUAGUGUGUGCAAUUUCAAACAAGUUUUCACCGCCAUUGUCAACAGGAAAUAGUCUUGAAGAUGAACAACUGGCCUGCAAGAUGGUUUACUUAUCGAAACAGAUAAACGAAUUAAAACAAUAUGUUGAAAUUAACAAAUUGGAAUGGAGAACGGCAAAAUGGACAAAUGCGGAUGAAAUAGCAUUAGAAGAAUUUCCUGUUCUUGAUGAAGACCAGUUAAAGUUUAUAACAUGUGGUACAUAUCAACUAAAACUUAGCUCAAGCUAUAUGCAAGAACACCUAGACGGUGACUGUGAAAUUCGAGUCCAUAAAGAUGAAGAUCGCCUUCUUCGUGUAAGACUUAGAAGUAGACAUGUUUCUUCAAGGUCUUAUCCCAUGUGGAUUCGGUACACAGAAUCAAAUAUUGUGGCCGGGUAUUGUAAAUGUCCAGCCGGUUCGAGAGUUGUUGGUGCAUGUUCGCAUCUAGCAACAAUUAUGUUGUUCAGAGGUUUUGCCAGACAUCAGAACCUCAGUUCAUAUGGAGUUAGAAAUUGGGGUGCCAACGUUUGUGACGCUGCUGCUGUUGUAGAACCAAUAGAUGCAUCUGAUAGUGAUAAUGAUGAUGAAGAUGAUGCCACAACUGAUGUAACAGAAAAUGUGCAGUGACAAACUCCGUCAAAUAAAUCAUUCUUUUGUAUAAUGCAACUGAGACAUAUACUAGUAAAUAUGAAUGUAGGCUAAAAUUUGUGAUUUUGCUGUGAAUGUAGCAACUGGUUCUCUAUAUUUGACUGGAUUAAAUUAAAAGAAAUAUUAUCCAUACCAGAAUAUUGUAUAUUCAUGUAACAGUGGUCAAGUUAAGUCAUUGUUAAUUAUUUACAGUUUUCAUUUGACGUAGAUAAACUGUGAAUAUAU
This is a messenger RNA of Mytilus californianus (California mussel), 2483 nucleotides long. RefSeq lists its product as uncharacterized. The coding region runs from base 534 to 2237 and encodes 567 amino acids. Gene Ontology annotation, molecular function: zinc ion binding. The record is from RefSeq and is a predicted model, not a curated record. The transcript has 3 exons. Lineage: Eukaryota; Metazoa; Mollusca; Bivalvia; Mytilida; Mytilidae.